AAGAGGUUGCGGCGAAGGAGAUGGAGCUGCGAGUUGUGGAAGGGAAGAUUGAGGAUAGUAUUGGAGAAUGUGGGUUGAAAGAAGAGGAGAUUGAGGCGAAAAGGAGGUGUUAUGAUGAAUGGGAGAAGGCGAUGGGAAUGAAGAGAGGGGAGCUUGUUGAUCAGGUCGAUGCGAUGAAGAUAUUAGUUAGAGAGAAGGGGAAGGAGUGUGAGUUGAUUGAGAAUCGGGUUUUGGAGUCCGAAAAAAAGAGUAUUAUUUUGGGAGAUGUGUGGAACAGAGGAGGAAGGAGUUUGAGAAUAAGGAGAAGGUACUGAAGGAGCGGAUUCGGUUAAAGGAGAGGGAGUUAGAUGGGGUGUUGAAGUUGAUUCAGGAGCAGACGAAAGAAUGUGAUGUGAAAGGGAAGCAAGUUAUGGCAUUGCAGAUGUCAAUUGAGAAAUGUGAGAAGGAGAUGGAACUGAAAUGGGAGGAGUGGUCUUGUAAGCUUGAGUUGAAGGAGAGGGAGCUAGAAAGGUUGUUUGAGAAGUUUGAGUUGAGAGGGAAACAAUUUGAGCCGAUUGUUGAAGAGAUUCGUGUUAUUGAUAAGAGGGUGGAUGAAUGCUUAAAUGAGGGUCUAAUUAAAGAGAGGUACUUGCAAUCAAGUGAAAAAUCGAUACAAGAACGCGUAAGGGCUUUGGAUUCAGUGUCCCAUGAUCUUGAGAUGAAAGGGAGGCACAUUGAAGAGGAGGCCAAACAGCUUGAAUUGAAGCAAACACAAUUUUCUUGUCAAGUGAAGACUCAGCUGUUCAAAAGAGAGAAGUAUUUUGCCUCAUCACUUAAAAAAUUGUUAGAACAACAAGAUCAGUCUUUGAAUGCAGUCCAAAUGAAGAUGGAAGCGGUCAAAAAGCUUUCAGAGGGGAAACAUGAACAGCAGGGCAGAGCGAUAUUGGAGUUGAAACCAAAACUAUUUGAUUCUCAGCUAUUGGGAAGAGAAGUGCAACUUGUUUUACUUAGAAAGUCGAUGGAGGAAUUUGAAAAGCAGUUCAGCAGAUUCAGAAAGUCGGUUCAAGAUCAGAUUAAGCAUUUGGAUUCACUCUCCCACGCACUCCAUACAAGUGAGAGGCAAGUUGAGGGCAAAGAGCUUGAUCAUUUGCAGUUAAAACAUUUUAAUUCUGAAGUGAAUACUGAGUGCUUGGAACAUGCCCCUGCCUCUGACAAUAUGAAUAUUCCUCAAUCUGUAAGCGAUCAACUUCACAUUAGUACGGAUGGUAGAAGCUUUGAGGUGAUCCCUGGUAUUAUUCAGAAUCUUAUUGAAAGCAAGCAGCUGAUCAAGGCUGUUACAUUUAUCUGCAACUUCAACCAGACUGACAAAUUUCCCCUGGUACCACUCUUGAAAGAAUAUGCGGAGGAUGCAAAGAAAAGUUGCACUGAAAUUUUCAGUAAAGACAUAUCACAUGAUGAAAAGGAAAAGGCUGCAGAUGACCAAAUAGCUGAUCUAAGAGCUCUGAUUCAAUGCAUUGAAGAUCACGGCCUUGAGUCACAGUACCCACCGAUUGAUAUUAUGAUGGAAAUUGAAUGGCUUGGGAAGCUAAAGGAGAAUCCAUACCUGGUGCCAUCUCUACCGUCCAAUGUUGAAAAACAUGAGCAGAAAAAAGGAAGGAAGCGAAGUUCCAGAAUUGCUACACCAACAUCUCACACAUAUCAGCUGCGUAAAAGAGCAUAAUUGCUAAGUUUAUUGCCACAGAGAAUGCUUGAAUAGUGGAACACCUAUCUUGUUUGAAAGUCUUUCCUACAGUCCUCGUAUGGUGUGGCCUCGAAUCAUCCUAAUCUUACUGAUUGAAACAACUUUGGUAUGUCUACAAAUGCUUUCCUGUUGUUUGUUUGUUUGUUUCAGAUGCUCCCCAUAGUGAGGCAUAAACCUUACCCUAAAACACGAAGCUAAUUUCUGUGAUACUUCUUCAUGUUAUUGAUGAGGAUUGCUCAAACUCUGCAAUGCCUAGAUUGUAUCAUUUAACAACUCACUAUACUUCAUUUA
This is a messenger RNA of Fragaria vesca subsp. vesca, 2011 nucleotides long. RefSeq lists its product as uncharacterized. The record is from RefSeq and is a predicted model, not a curated record. The transcript is spliced from 3 exons. The coding region runs from base 410 to 1699 and encodes 429 amino acids. NCBI's taxonomy places the organism in Eukaryota, Viridiplantae, Streptophyta, Magnoliopsida, Rosales, Rosaceae.